Messenger RNA from Monascus purpureus, 1370 nucleotides. Lineage: Eukaryota; Fungi; Ascomycota; Eurotiomycetes; Eurotiales; Aspergillaceae. The record is from the annotation of a GenBank genome assembly.
AAGCAAGGGAGAGACCUUUUGCGAUAGGAAACUGAUGGUCUGCACUAGGUACGUGUAGAAUCGUACCUGUCGCUCAAUUGUCUCCUAGUCAAACACUGCUGCUGGCAGCUGAGCUGUCUCUCCUUUUCCACCUUCCUUUACCUGUCUGCCCUUUAAUAAUACCUGUCGUGCUCCACGUCCUGGAUUUCCCUGUGAGUUAACUCCCUUUUGGCAUAUUACCCGUUCCACUUCCCUGUUGACACGGGCCUCAUUUAAGUAGCGAUUUAAAAUUCGAGCGUUCCCCAUUCCCCUGCGUUCGCUGUUAUAAUCGAAUCUCAAUUCAUUCAUUGACCCAUCGACGCGCAUCGAUUACAUACCUCUUUUAACUAUCAGUCGCGAACAACCAGUUGAUCAAGAUGGGUGGCCAAGUGUCCAAGAUGAUGGCGAAGAUCUUCGGGACGAAGGAAAUGCGUAUUCUUAUGCUGGGUUUGGAUGCUGCUGGAAAGACUACAAUUCUCUACAAAUUGAAACUCACCAACCAAGACGUCACUACCAUCCCCACGGUCGGCUUCAACGUGGAGAGUGUGACAUACAAGAAUGUGAAAUUCAAUGUCUGGGACGUCGGUGGGCAAGACAAGAUUAGACCGCUGUGGAGACAUUACUAUUCUGGAACACAAGGCUUGAUCUUCGUCGUCGAUUCCAGCGACACUGCUCGCCUUGACGAGGCACGCUCCGAGCUCCACAAAAUCAUAAAUGACCGCGAAAUGAAAGAUGCUCUUCUGCUGGUGUUUGCCAACAAGCAGGAUAUCACAGGCCACCUAAGCCCAGAAGAGAUUACCAAUGCGCUCCAGCUUACGAAGCUGAAAGACAAGUUGUGGUAUGUCGUGCCUAGCAUUGCUACCGAGGGCACUGGUAUUUUCGAGGGUCUUGCUUGGCUAUCAAACAAUGUCAAGACUCAGCCUCAGAAGUAGCCGCAUCGAAUCCAUUAGCCCCUCGAUUUUCAGUGAAGCCAGGCCUCCUGUAUAUCACUUUCGAGCAGCCACCCACUCUCGCUUCAUGUCCGUUUUGAAUGACAGACGACGCAGCAUUGAAUUUCUGUUUGCGACUCGCGAUUAUGGUUUUUGUUCCUUUUUUCUCCCUUAUAUUUUCUUUUUUGAGUUUCCAUUUUACCUCUAUAUGAUAUCCCGCCUGGUCAGUUAUGAGUACCAUUUUAAUUAAUCCAUAAUAGCUUCUCACUCCCCUUUUUUUGUCAUCUCAAAAGUGUGAAUGGACAGCUCACUCAUACUCAACUGCCGAUUCUCUGCCGCGACUUCAACCUCUUUCUCAUCUGGGUGUUUAUUCAGAACCCGUGUAUAACAAUGAUAAUAUAGGGUGUCAUAUGGCAAUUGAUU